Messenger RNA from Tachysurus fulvidraco (yellow catfish), 2553 nucleotides. RefSeq names its product methyltransferase like 24 (gene mettl24). NCBI's taxonomy places the organism in Eukaryota, Metazoa, Chordata, Actinopteri, Siluriformes, Bagridae. Bases 447 to 1439 code for a protein of 330 amino acids. The record is from RefSeq and is a predicted model, not a curated record. The transcript has 5 exons.
GCUGCCAUCUGGUCUAAACCUUAUUGUGCCAACACGGCAGAGGCGACAGAUACAGAACACAGAACAGAUGACUGCUGACAAAGAGGAGAAGAAGGGGAGGUACCAAAAGUUGAGAGGGAAAGAAGGAGUUCCUGGAGUUCUGAAUGGAAUCUACACACACACACACACACACACACACACACACACACACACACACACACACACACACACACACACACACACACAAGCUCACUCCCACUAAUAUGACCGUAGAUGUUAACACAUGGCACACUUUGUAACCAGAGAGUUUUGUUGCUGUGCUUCGACCGGGACGAACAGAAAAUGGGAUGAUAAAACAGAACAAAGAUUAAACUGGGGAAAAAUCUAUUGAAACAGGGGAAGUGGAGAGAUAUUGUGAAGAUCCUGAUCAAUGGCAUGAGAAGAACCGAGGAAGACUGAAGUAGAGGAUGAACAGGUGUGUGCUCGCUCGUGUGUGUGUCCUCCUCUCCAUCCUGUGCCUUGCUGCUCAUUUGUAUUUGGAGCUUAAGGGAUUUCAUGUGAAGAGCUGGAGAACGCUUAUCUCUACUAAAGAACCUCAAAUGCAAACCAGGACUCAGGCAGUUUCUGUGGAAAGGGAACGAUUGAGCGGCUCGAUGUCUACGUGCUACCCGACUGCCAGACAGUACAGAAAGUCUCUCAGGUGGAAGAUAAAGCUGCAGCCAUGGGCAAGUGAGAGUCACAGCCUGGAAGAUGAGGCAUUCAGGUUUCUCAAGUACAUCACGACACCACAGGUGUCCUGUAGAAAUCCUGCAAACAGUCUGCCAGCUCAGGGAUCAUGGACACUAUGUUUGGAUAACAGAUUCAACUUGGCCCGAAGCAUCAACACCAAACACUGCCGAGUCUACUCACUCGGGGUGGGAGGAGAGGAUAAACAAUUGGAGAAAAUAUUGGCUAAAGCAGGAUGUGAGGUUCACUGUUUUGACCCGAGUAUCAGAGAGGCUCACCUGCAGGACUCGCGCAUGUGGCUUCAUCGGCUUUCCAUCGAUUGGAGGGACCUGAACCCUGCUGUCAUGAAACAGAGACAGCACAGCAGCACCAAGAAGCUUUCCGCUGUCCUCAACCACUAUGGACAUAGACAGGUAGACGUGUUGAAAAUGGACAUGGAGAGUGCCGAAUGGAAAAUCUUAGAGAAUCUGAUCCUGGAAAAUGUUUUACCCUCAGUAGGUCUCUUGCUCCUCGAGGUCCACCUGCACUGGGCCGGGUUCGAAGUGAGCGGCAACGAUCCAUCCGUAGUGCGCUACUGGUUCAGUCUGCUAAAGGAGCUGGAGAAUACACACUUUCACCUGUACCACAGUUACAGAGACUCAGCAAAACCACAUCUCUUCCUUCAGAAGAACCUACACAAUGCAAGCAGUGCUUACAUACUGGGGUGGGUCAACAGGUGCUACUCAGCACGGUGAGAUUGUUUGGGUUAAAUCGAUUAUAUAUAUAUAUAAUAUAAGGAGUCAAAGCAAUAUAUUAUUUAAAAAAGUUAGUACUUUUUUUGCAAGCAGUGUAUUUGAAUUCUGCAUGUAUCUCAACUGCAAGCUUGUGUACCGUAAGAAGAACAUACACAUAUAGCAAGAAGGAAAUAAACUGCAGUGGAGUGGAUCAACACAAAGUACUUGAUAUGAUAAUUAAAAAGAAAUCAAAAAAAAAAAAAAAUUACAGCAAGCUCUUCGACCAGAAAAACGACAUUUAGCUGACAUUUGAUUUGAAAUACUGCUACAUUCAAAUGAAGGCAUGUUCACUAUUUUCCAGAGAAAAUUCCCACUCGAGUGUUUUCUAACAGAGUCUCUGUAAUUGAACAUCACAUCUAAAGGAAUUUACUACUCCCCAUUUUGACUCACUGCCAUCUCCAACAUUUAGAUUUACAAGCAAAAUCUCUAUCCACAAACAUUACGCAGAUGCUCAGAACGCUCAGGUCUAUUACAGCUUUUCCACAGUUUAUUGAACUUUUCCACAUUUUGUAGGAUUACAACCUGGAAAUGAAACAGACUUUAUGAGAUUUUUACCAUUUGAUUUAAAUAACUCGACUAACAUUAUUAUUAUUUUUUUAACAUGGCCAUUUUGCCAGUGUAUUUUUACCAUUUUUUUUACAAAAGGUAUAUGUAAUACAUAUUUUCCCAUGAGUUAAAACUCUAAUACACAUUUAUAAUUAAGACUUUUAAUCUUAAAUUGGUAUUAGAUUUCAGAAUUCAAUUAAUGCUCACAAGAUACAGAGAGGGCUGGGAAAUUAACUCAAAAAAUGCUCAGAACUGAGGAAAAGAGUACAAACUAGUGACUUAGUCUUAAGGGACAAAACUUUAAAUAAAUGGACACGCUGGCCCUCUGGUUGUGGCACAGUGUAGAACAGCACAGAAGCAACCACAAAAACAAGAACUGUUCAGCCACACUUUAAGGAUGAUAACAUCUAUGGUUAAAAUUAAUGUUAACCCUUGUAUGAUGUUCGGGUCUGUGGGACCCAUAUUCAUAAACAUCAAUAGUUUUGAAAAACUUUGCUUCCUUGUAAAUUUGUUGAUUUUUUUUCCACUC